GGCAAAGCCAAUCUCACAAGAAUUAGAAAAGAAGCAUUAAUUCUAUAGAGCUACGUACCGUACAUAAAGUAUGGAGUCAAGCGUAGUAAUAGACAUCAACGUAAAACAAAGUGGCGUCGUUGCAACUGAGACAGCAGCCAAGAAGUCAGCCGGCGUUGCGUCAGUUUCACUUUGGUUUCUGAAGGAUGAUGGAUUCCAAGGCAGCGGGAAGAGCGCCGGAAACAAUGGCGGCGGGGAGAGGAUGAAGGUGAUGAGGAAAUGGAUCCACAGUAUCAAAGUUGGAGCGGCGCUUGUGUUGGUAUCUCUACUCUACUUCCUGGACCCGCUGUACAAGGAAGUUGGUGACGAUAACGCCAUUUGGGCUAUCAUGACGGUUGUUGUCAUCUUUGAGUUUCAUGCUGGGGCGACACUUAGCAAAGGGAUGAAUCGGGUGAUUGGAACGGUAGUGGGAGGUGGGUUGGGAUGUUUGGUGGCAACUACGGGCCAGAAACUUGGUGGGAUUGGCAACUCUGUUAUCGUCGGCCUCGCUGUGUUUUCCGUGGCUGGAGGGGCGACAUACUUCCGGCAGACGCAGACGAGGAAAGUGUUGGACUACGGGGUGAAUAUUUUCACCCUCACAUUCAGCCUGGUGGCGGUUUCGGGCCUCCGAAUCGAGAACGUGAUGGAAAUAGCGAGGGAGAGGCUGCUGAUGAUCUUGCUGGGAUUCAUGACCUGCAUCUUCACCAGCUUGUUCGUCUUCCCCAUAUGGGCCAGCGACGAGCUUCACUCUUCCUUGUCCUCCAGAUUCCAUCAACUCUCCACUUCCUUCCAAGGGUCCGUGGAGGAAUACUUCAAAAGUAGUAGUGAUGGCAACAUGGAGGAGGAGGAGGAGAAGGACGAGCCAUCCUCAAUCCCCCAGCAGCCAGCUGUUGAUGACUAUUUCAGGACUUGUGAGAAGGUGUUGCAGUCCAAAUCCAAAGAUGAAUCCUUG
Molecule: messenger RNA, 970 nt
Organism: Linum tenue
Lineage: Eukaryota; Viridiplantae; Streptophyta; Magnoliopsida; Malpighiales; Linaceae
Source: the annotation of a GenBank genome assembly